UGCAGUAUUCAGCGGUGUACCGGUAUGAGUAUAUGUUUUUCCUCACAGUGCGGUGCACGAGCGGAUAUAUACUAUAAAAAGGUUAAUUAGCUAGGUAAGAAAUUCAAGUAGAACGUUGCAGCAAGAAUUUGAUCCACAGACAGGUAACCUUAUCAUCGUACAUUGUCUGUGUCAUCAGCCGAUAUAUAAGUUCACAUUGUGUCGACAGCCACCGCAGAGCCGUACACUUCCCGUGGACAACCGGAGAACUCCUUCGGGCUGUUUGAGAGCUGUGGAAGUCAUUGAUCAUACUGUUCCUUGACAAGAUUAAUAUGUCACUCAGCGGUGUCCUCUGUGCUGAUGCUAUCCAGAAUGCUGUCAAAGACUGUCAAGCUCCAGAAUCUUUCUGUUGCAAGAAGUUUUUUCAGCUCUGUGGACUGAGCCAGAAAAGUCCCAAGGAAGUGAAGGAUGUGUUCCGUAUCUUAGAUGACGACCACAGUGGGUUUAUUGAAGAGGCAGAACUUAAGUUUUUCUUGCAGCGAUUUGUCCCGGGAGCACGGGUUCUGACAGAGAGGGAGACCAAGGCCUUCCUCUCAGCUGCAGAUGAUGACAAUGAUGGCAAAAUUGGAAUAGACGAAUUCCAAACAUUGGUCCUGUCCUAAGAGGGCUUCUGCAUGCAGCCGUGUCCACUGGGGUUUCAUCUACCCUGCUGCUGUUUCAAUGGCUGGCAUCUGCACGAGCUCACUUUUAUUUACAUGUCACAUAAACUGAAUUUUGAUUGGUUGAAUUUCCCAAGUGUUCACCCCUCUUGAUCAAGAACAGUACUGAUCAUGGAA
This is a messenger RNA of Electrophorus electricus (electric eel), 815 nucleotides long. It is a transcript of the gene pvalb9, whose product is annotated as parvalbumin 9. Gene Ontology annotation, cellular component: cytoplasm. NCBI's taxonomy places the organism in Eukaryota, Metazoa, Chordata, Actinopteri, Gymnotiformes, Gymnotidae. Gene Ontology annotation, molecular function: calcium ion binding. The record is from RefSeq and is a predicted model, not a curated record.